Molecule: messenger RNA, 4066 nt
Organism: Osmia lignaria (orchard mason bee)
Lineage: Eukaryota; Metazoa; Arthropoda; Insecta; Hymenoptera; Megachilidae
Product: nose resistant to fluoxetine protein 6-like
Molecular function (GO): acyltransferase activity, transferring groups other than amino-acyl groups
Source: RefSeq, a predicted model, not a curated record
UACAGAAUCGGCAUGUCGGCUGAAUACAAAACGUGUACGGACGCAGAAUCGACACCACGCUUGGAUAAAUGCAACCACUGGGUCCCAAUCUUGGUUGCAUUUAUCCAGGUUUUACUGUAUUGGGAACAUAGUCAAAAUGAUGACAUAAGAUGAUGACGGCGUUGAUGGACUUAUGUCCGAUGACGGUAUAGGGCGCCUCAAUCGACACGGCUCAUCGAGGGCAACAAACGACCUAAUAGGAGCGAAGACCUGAGAACAUGAUAAAACUUCAAACUAACCUAACCUAACCUAACCUGUUUUUUACGAGGGGGGAAAAAUGGCAUAGGCAGAUGGACGCCCGGUAGUGUUGCACACCUACCAUUGAAGUAUACCCACUAAAAAAACCCGCCUCGAUUUCGGCUGGGCGUGCCAGUGCCACCAAACCACCGCCGGAACCGCUAUUCAGCAUUUCUUCGGGGGAGGGCGACAAAGAAUCUGGCCGUGGAAACUAAAUACCUAACCUAACCUAAGCUGGUCCUUAUUAGAAGCGAUCGCUCCUCUCCCCCGUUCUUUCUUUCCUCCUUCUCCUGAUGAUGACGAUCAUGUCAUCCUCUUCCGCAUCAUUUCUUAACCCCUUACACUAUUUUGACGAGUCUGACUCGUGAUAAAAAUUUUAGGCCAAACUUGAAUAUCACGAGUCUGACUUGUGAUCGAGAUUUCGAACUCAGAGAUUGCGAAUUCUCUCGCACUCAGUCGCAAAAUAUCAUGUUUCAAAGUUCCGACAAUCUGUCUGCACCGCUCGGCUCCUAUCCCCACCAUUCGGGCGCCCCGUGUUUGGCCUGGCUUUUUCCGAGUUUCCGCAUAGUGCAAGGGGUUAAUCGGAGGUACGAUAACGGAUGAUCCCGUUUGGAUCAGACGGUGGCUGCUGCUUCACUCCUCUCCGUACCUCCUCCAGGUCAUCAUCGUCCUUGCCAUGCUUUUGGCCUCAUGAGAGUCUCCUCACCUUGAUAGGGAUUUAAGACAAGACAACACCUGCUUUUCUUUUCUCUCCAUUGCCAUCUCUAUCCAUCAUCGUUAUCAUCUCAUGUCAUCAUUUAGACCAUCUUUCCGCAUCGUCGCCCGAUAUUUGGGUCAGAAGAUCCAAAAGCUGUACAGUGUAAUAUGAAAAAAAAAGAAACAAAAAUUAUCGUACACUUGUACUGUAUCAUGGUGGGAUGUGUCUUUAACACGACCGCGACGGGGUGUACCACCGGUGGUACAUUCUUGUCUGUCCCAUGGGACGGGAUGCGCCACCGGAGAUACAUACACAAUGGUUUUAUCGGGCGGACUGAGCCACCCGUGUUAUAUGAACUAUUAUCGCGUCAUAGCAUUUAAAUAACUGAUUAUUGAAAUUAAUAAAUUUUUUUUAACCACGCUUCACGACGGGGACAAUGGAUUAAGGCCUCGUCACGAACGUAUUAAAGACGACGACAAUCACGACGAUGUAAGUCACAAAGGCGACGCUCUCAAUUGGAUAACGUCAUUCUGAAACCCAGGUGUUCUUCAUUUCAAGUUCAACGGAUUGUUAGACUACUAUCCAUUUAUUAAUCAUCCAACUAGUGAUUGCAUCAACUUCGGAGUUAACUAAGAAGCCUUAAAUAAUUUACUGGAUACAAUGAAAUACAAGAGGAUCAAGAUCAUUCUGCUAGCGUGCACGUGUGUGACGAUUAAUGCACUCAAACCAGAGCCAGAAGCGUUGAUGGGAAACUCGCCUGGUUAUGCGAUUACCACCGGAAUACAAAACCUAAAUUCGACCAGAUGCCGAAGAGAAAUGCAGAUAUUCCGGGACGCGGUUGACAACGGUGUACUUUGGAGUUUCAGAAUGUUGGACGCGAGCGGACAACCAACGUCGGGAUACAUUUCAGGAAACAACUAUUGGGUGGGAAAUAGACAAGAAUGCGAGUUCCUUAGCCAGAAGAGACAAUUUCCAUUGUCAGAGAAGAAGAUUCGAAAUAAUUCGAUCUACCGUAAUCCAGCCGAAGAGUUUCCACCUUUCGAGCUCAACUUCUUUGGUGCUCAUCUCAGUCAGAAUGGCACUGUGCAGUAUCAUAUGAGGGUUUCUAUCGACGAGAUAAUAGUACUCGGACUUUGUCUGCCAGCAUCCUGCAGCGAAUACGAAGUGGGUACAAUGCUAAAGAAGGUAUUCGACGAUAGACUUCUUCUAGUUGGACAACUCUAUUCGACGGACUUUGAGUUGAUGAAAAUCUCUAAUCUGAAAGAUGAUCAUGCAUGGCUUCUCAGUGGAAAAAUUAUUAUGAUUUUAUUUAUUUUGACAGUAUUAUUCGGUACAACGAUAGUAGCCACGUUAUACGAUAUUCUCAUCUAUCAGAAACGUCUGCAGAAAAAAACAGACGACGACGACGACGGCACUAUCGAAUUAAAGAACAACACGGAGGAGAAGUCGGAAUAUAAUGAAGAGGACGCUGUACCAUCAGAACCGAAAGCAGAGAAUCGAAUUGCAAAAAUCCUUAUAUGUUUCUCAGCUUAUUCGAACAUGAAAGAAAUAUUCAAAUUAGACAAUAGUUCAAAUGAUUUGAAAGCGUUUCAUGGCAUGAAGGUUAUUGGAAUGAUAUGGCUCAUUUUUUUCCACGUUAUAUACUACACACUGAACGUCACUGGUAACAAGGCAGAAAGCGCUAUAGCAACCACCAAUAUUGAAUUGCAAAUCAUAGCCAAUGGUACAUUUCCUGUGGAUACGUUUUUCUUUAUCAGUGGUUUCCUCGUGGUGUUUGGAUUUACAAAGAAAUUACAAAAGAACGAAAAUAACGCUUCAUUUAGCAGGAAUGUAAUGAUUUUCAUUCGUGCAGUCAUCAAAAAAUACAUCAGGUUUACACCGACGUACUUGAUUAUAAUAUUGCUCGCCAUCAUAAACUUCACUUGGAUUGAGAAAUUUUCAUUGAUGGAUUUCAAUGAACCGAUGCACGAACUAUGCUCAAAAUACUGGUGGAGAAAUAUACUCUACAUCAAUAAUCUCUUCGAAUGGAAUGAUAUGUGUCUGACAUGGAGCUGGUAUAUCGCCAAUAACAUGCAGUUCUUUGUUUUUGGUACCUUUGUUUUGAUUUUAUCAAGCAGCUACUAUUACACUGCUCUAAGCUUAAGCAUGGCUACUAUGUUUUUAUCCAUGUUGGUGCACGCUUAUAUAACGUACGACAUAGGAUACAUUCCUACAUUAGAUAUGCUACUUGAGACGUUUACUUCCAUGUACAUACGACCAUGGAUGAGAAUACCACCGUACAUAGUAGGGAUGGGCACAGCGGUAUUUCUUGCAAAAUGCAAUUAUAAAUUACAUUUGUCAAGGAAAGCGUUAGCUGUCUGCUGGUUCCUCAGCGUUUUGUGUAUAUGCACGAUUCUAUUUGGUAUCACAAAUAGAAACGUGUCGCUUACUGUAUCAGUCCUUUACGAGACGUUUAGCAGAUUUGCUUGGAGCCUUGGAAUAGCAUGGCUCGUAAUCGCCUGUGCCACAAACAAUGGCGGUAUCGUAAAUCAAUUUUUGUCAUUAAACUACUGGAUUCCCUUCAGCAGAGUAACGUUCUGCGCUUAUCUUCUAAAUCCAUUCUUAAUACAAUUAAUGGGUAUGUUUAGCAAUUAUCCAUUCAACGUUGAAGUUUUAACGACCGGUGCUUAUGGUAUCGCAAUAUGUGUAGUUACUUUCUUUGUGGCUUUUGGAUUGUCGGCGAUGAUUGAAGUACCUACGACAAUAUUCUUACGAACACUCACUACAUAGUAUCGUGGACCUCGAAGUGCACAAAUUACUUUAUUGUAGUGUAUGGCGGGGCCAGAAAGGGCCCGCAGGAAGGUCCUGUACGAAGAAGCCAGCUAGGCUCUUCAUGCGCGGAUUACACAAUACUACCUUUAACCCGUCCGAUCAGCAGCGGGAGCUUUCUUUAUUUUGGAUGAGAUAGAAAAAGGUUAGGUUUGGUUAGGUUAGUUAGCCAAAAAGUACUAACAAGAAAAGGCCUGAAUAGCUUUAGUCACUGAAAAGUAACUAUCUACUCACAGCCGACUCUAGUACUAGCCGUGCUGAAAUAAAAAUGGCAACACCGCGGGA